AUGCUCGUCGGCCGGUCGUUCGCGGUCGCGGGUCCGUCGCUGCGCCGCGCGUCGGCGGUGCGGGGCCUCGCGUCCCUCGAGGACGCCGUCGAGGCGCUGCUGGGCACCUACGGCGUCGCCGGCGUGUCCGCGGCGGUGCUGGCCCCGGACGGGUCCGGCGGCGCGGUCGUGCGGCCCGUCGUCGGCGGCCUCGCGAGCCGCGCGCGGCGGGAGCCCGUCGCGCCGGGCACGCUCUUCCAGAUCGCGUCGCUGUCGAAGCCCGUCGCCACGGCGUUCGCGAUCGACUUCUUCGAGGCGCGCGGCGCCUGCUUCGAGACGGCCACGGUCAACGGCCUCCUCGCGGCCUGCGGCUCGCCCUUCCGGCUCCGGAGCGCGGCCGGCGCGCCGCGGGCGUGGGCGGAGGCGGUGACGCUCGCGCAGCUCGUCGACCACUCCGCGCUCGGCAUGCACUACGUGCCCGGCGUCCCGCGGUCGGCGCCGUUCCCCGACGCCCUGGCCCUCGUGUCCGGGUCCGACGCGGCGCCGGCGCCCCACGGCUACGCGAGCCUCGACGUCGACCGCGCGCCGGGGACGCGGUUCGCGUACAGCGGCGGCGGCUUCCUCGUGCUCCAGCACCUGCUCGAGGCGGCGUCCGGCGCGCCCGCGGCCGAAUCGCUCGACGGCUGGCUCGCGGCCGGCGGCGGCGCCGUCGACGUGACCUUCCGCCACGAGCCGCCCGCGGCCGCCGCCGCGAGCCUGCCCCUGGGCUUCACGGCCUUCUCGCUCGCGAACAAGUCGUCCUGGCUCGCGUACGGCCUCCUCGUCCUCGACGACCCCUACAUCUGGGCGCCCAACGUCCUCGGCCUCGGCUCCGCGGCGACGCAGCUCCUCCUCAUCCUCCGCUUCGGCCGGACGCCCAAAAGCAACCGCUAG
Molecule: messenger RNA, 912 nt
Organism: Aureococcus anophagefferens
Lineage: Eukaryota; Pelagophyceae; Pelagomonadales; Pelagomonadaceae
Exons: 2
Coding region: 1-912 (303 amino acids)
Source: RefSeq, a predicted model, not a curated record